Messenger RNA from Arvicanthis niloticus (Nile rat), 437 nucleotides. The record is from RefSeq and is a predicted model, not a curated record. NCBI's taxonomy places the organism in Eukaryota, Metazoa, Chordata, Mammalia, Rodentia, Muridae.
GGCAGUGCUCUACGGAGGUGACUUGUUCGCAUAGGGGUGCUGGAUGAGGGCAAGAUGAAGCUGGAUUACAUCCUGGGCCUGAAGAUUGAGGAUUUCUUGGAGAGACAGCUGCAGACCCAGGUCUUUAAGCUGGGCCUGGCCAAAUCUAGUCACCAUGCCUGUGUGCUCAUCUGCCAAUGUCACAUCAGGGUCCGCAAGCAGGUGGUAAACAUCCCAUCCUUCACUGUUCGUCUGGACUCCCAGAAGUACAUUGACUUCUCCCUCCGUUCUCCUUAUGGUGGUGGCCGUCCAGGCCGAGUGAAGAGGAAGAAUGCCAAGAAAGGCCAGGGUGGUGCUGGAGCUGGGGAUGAUGAGGGAGAGGAUUAAAUUAAUUCCCUGCUGCACUGGAGGAUUGUCUAGUUUUCCAGUUGACACAUAAAACAGAAUUGAUAAAAGAA